This is a messenger RNA of Dermochelys coriacea (leatherback sea turtle), 3796 nucleotides long. RefSeq names its product DISC1 scaffold protein (gene DISC1). Gene Ontology annotation, cellular component: mitochondrion; microtubule; centrosome. The transcript is spliced from 15 exons. Gene Ontology annotation, biological process: cilium assembly; neuron migration. The record is from RefSeq and is a predicted model, not a curated record. Lineage: Eukaryota; Metazoa; Chordata; Testudines; Dermochelyidae. The coding region runs from base 153 to 2795 and encodes 880 amino acids.
AAGCGGAGGAUGUGGUGCGGCGCCAGCGGAGCGCGGCGGCGGCGGCGGAGCAGCCCCAGCCCCAGCGCGGAGGGCUCAGCCCAGAUGGUCAGGGUCAUUCACUGCCUCUUGUCUCUUUUCAUAAAAAGAAGCUGGCAAAGAGACCAGGAUACAUGAGACCAGAAGCUCUGCAACAGAUAGAAUUACAUCCUCCUGCUGACUGCGAGCCAUUCAACCCAAAGGGCCUUGAACAUGGCAGAAAACAAUGUGAAGACUUCAAGAACUGCUCUUUGCACAGACUAUGCAAAAAUGACAUUGAAUCCUUAUAUUGUAAUUCAUCUGUAAGCAGUACCAUAGUUACCACCAAUGUGGUAACAACAUCCAUCACUGCUGGCAAUACGACAGUAAGCCUCAGAAAUCUGUCAGAUCUCAGGAUUCAGCUGUCUGAAAAUGUAAUUCUGCCGGUUUGUCCUGCAGCUGCCAGAUGUAAAAGAGACUUCUCACCUGUGUGCAGUUCAAAUACAUGGCAGACUAAUCGACUAGCAACUACGUGGGAGACAAUCCAUGGUGCUAGAGUAAAGGAACCACAGAAAAUGUACUCUUUGGAUCAGAAGGAAGUGAACAAUAACUGUGAAUAUAACAAAGAAGUUACUACUUACUCGUCCAGUACUUGGGAUAGCUUUAAUUCAAAUUUCAGCUUCAUACAGCUCUCACUGAACUCAAGUUUUGAAAAAAGUGACAAUGAAGGCCAGUCAGAUGGCAGGGCAAUGGAACGCACACUGCAAACAAAUGCAACAGGACAAAUAAAAAAUGUUAACUUACAUGAACCAGGGAAGAGACUAAGAAGUUCACAUAAAGACAUAGGGGCUUCAUCUUGCAUUUGUAGGCAUGGUGAGGGUUAUCAGUGUGCAAGAGAGACUAUAGUGGAUGAUAAAUUGCAGGAUUGUGAGAUGGUAUCUCUUUCAGAUACAGAUGCAGCAUUUUCAUGUUCUACAGAUUCCUCAGAUGCAGCAUCUGCUGGUUCUUCUGUUACCUCAGGCUAUGAAAGUAGCUUUACUGUUAGUGAUCACAACUGGGACACCCUGAUGAGGAAAUAUGAACCGGUGCUAUUGGACUGUUUGGUUGACAACCGUAGUACAUUAAAGAUAAAAUCCUUAAUGUUAAGGCUUCAGAGGCUUCAAGAAAAAGCAAUAGAGGAAGAUGACUAUGAUAAAGCUGAUAAAUUUAGAAGGAAACUAGAAGAACUAGAACGAGAGAAGAAUUGUUCAAAAUUUCAGCUUCCUUCAAGGCAUCCUUCAAUUAUCAGCUUCUUGGACAGAUUCAGUGCACAAGUUCAAGCAGCGUUGUUCUGGGCUGCAGAUCGGGUUGGAAGUGAAGAAGCACAGCUUUGGCAAAAUAAUGAGCAAAAGCUUUUGGGUCCUGCUUACCAAAAGAGGAUAAAGAUUUCAGCCACAAAAAGAAACCAGCUUCUUCAAGAAAAGCAAUGGUUGCAGGAAGAAAUUGAAGACCUCAGAGCAAGGCUGGCUGUGCUAGAAACAAAAGAUCAACAGUUAAGGAGAGAUAUUGAAGAGCAAGAUAGGUUUAUUCAGUCGCAGGACUGCGAGUUGACUGCCUUGCUUAGCUGUGUAUCUUUGAGAGAGCUACAGGAAAUAAGCAAGGCCUUAGAUGACACUUUAGCAUUGUCAUAUCAAAUUCCAUCUAGUUUGGAUCUCCCUGGGACCAUCAAGAGGCACAUUUAUCAAAAGCAUUUCAUUCCCUCAGCUAUUAAUGAAUCAUCAUCAGUUUCAACAUGCUCCUUAUUUACUAGCACAUACACUUUCUCCCCAUCACUUGCAAUGUGCCUUCAGGAAAAAGAACAGUCACUCAACAUGUCCAUUAAAGAAAUGACUGCCAAAGUUUGUGCAAGUCAGAAACUAUGCAGUACUUUGAGGAGAAAAGUGAGUGAUAUUGAGACCCAACUACCAGCUUUACUUGAAGCCAAAAUGCUUGCUGUAUCAGGAAGUAAUUUCUGUACUGCUAAGGAUCUUGCAGAAGAAAUCAGAUCAUUAACAUCUGAGAGAGAAGGGCUGGAGGGACUUCUCAAUGAGCUGUUGGUGCUGAAUGCCAGAAAUGUCCGAAAAUUAGAGGGAAUUAAAGAAGAUUUCAACAGAUUGAAACAAGAACUGGAGCACGGGGAGUCUGCCUUUGAGACAAAUGUGAAGGAAAAUGCUGUGAAAUUCAUGGAGAUGCUGGAGGAUAAGCUGCAUAGCUGUGGGAACCAGCUGCUCGAAAGAGUGUGGGAAGCUGACUUGGAGGCCUGUCAGCUGUUGAUCCAAGGGUUUCAGCUGAAAGAAGCUGGUUGCUGUGUUUCAGAGGGAGAAGAGGGCCAAACAGAUGAGAUGGAUGCUGCUGCUGAUCACUGUUCGAACACAGAGAGGGGAAGAGAAAGCCACUUUCCAAAAGGCACAGAGCGGGGCGCUGUUCCAUGCCCCAUUGCUCAAACCAAAUGCUGUGAACUCAAAGAGGUUGUGGAGGAUAUUUCAUUUGGUACAGAUGAUGAUUUGUAUGAGGACUUCCAUGUAUUUUCUGCAGAACUGGGUGAAAAAUGUGAAGCAAUAAGUGAGAAACUGGUGCAAUUAGAAGAUCAACUCCAAGCAGCAGUCUGCAACUUGGAUGACAAUUUUAUUCAGUCUCUACAGAGGGAGAUCCAGAUGGUGAAGGAAACUCUGCAGGCCAUGCUGAUGCAGCUCCAGCCGGAUAAGGAGGCAAGAGAAAAUGAGGCUGGAGACUUCCUCUGUGACAGCUGGUGUCCAGGAAAGCAAGACUUAAAGAAAUAAUGGGUGGGGGGGUCUGGUAUUUUAAUGUUAAUUCACAAAGGGUUGCUUUUAGUAACUGAAUACUGUCUUACGAAGCCUUGAGGAUCUCUUCUCUCCCUGUAUAACUAAUAACAACUAAAUCAAUUAUGGAGAAAUGGAGCCUGGAGGUUUAUCAACAGAAGUGUUCUACACAGCUUCACAUGUUCUGGCACAGACUGGAAAACAGCUUUCAGAGCAGAGCAUCUCCGGUAAUUGUGUAGAAUACAAACUGAUCCAUUUCAAGUGAUUCAGCAAAGUCUCCUUUAAUGUCAGAGUGAGAUUUUUCUAACAAUGUUAUAAACAACUCCUUACUUGUGCAUUCUUCAGUCUUUUUCUCUUUCAACAUGUAAUGUUAAAGGCAGUAUUCUUCAGUAUUGCCGAGAGACACCUGAGGGAAUAAGUAAUUUUUUUGCCUUUGUAACAUCUUUCUUACACCCAAGUUAUUUUCAGAUUCCUAUAAAAUAUAAAACCACUAGGAUAGAAUUCAAAAUAACCAAAUUCUUCUAACUUAAAUUAGGACUGCACUUACCCACUGGCAUUCAACAUAGCAGAGCUAAUUAACAUCAGACUAGAGAAUAAUAGCUUUUCAACCAUUUUCAUUUACAUUUAAUAGCAAAUGCAUAUUAAUAUCAAAACCUCAGAACAUUUAAAGUGAUAACCUGCUGAUUUGUGUUUUUUAUAUUUGAAUACUGUAUGAACAUUAAGUAAUUUUUCUUAAUAUUAUGCUUACUUCUUUGACCUGCCCUAUAUUGUCAUAAAAAUGAAAGGUUUUUGGAUGUGUAUAUACAUAUGUAUGUUUGAUAAAGUUAUAUUAUCUGUUUAAUCUCUUUGCUACAGAAAAAAAUAAAAGGAAUGGAACUAAACCCAGCUAAAUAUUGGUGAUUUACAAUGGUGCAGUGUUCAAACAAUUCGUAAAUUGUGUACUCAUAAAUCAAAACAUUCUUACUUGGAUGCUAAAAUAAACUGAGGUUAUAAGAUUUUCA